CCUUUUUUCUUUUCUUCUAGAGAAAAAAAAAAGAAAAAAGAAAACAUUAUCCUACGUGGCAACAAAUUGUUGUCAUUUUCUAAUCCUCUUCUUAUAAAUACACACCGCACGCUGUUUCUCUGUUUUUCCAAUUAAUCAAAUCUACAAAUAUAGCUUCCAUCACACACCAAAAACUCGCAUAGUUUACUUCCAAAUUUUCCCAAAAAAAAAAAAUUCUCAAAAAAUUUGUAAAACGACAUCAUCAUGGGUAACUGCACCUCGUUCGAUUCAUCGCAGGUUGAAUCUGAAACAGCAAAAGUUGUCGUACACGACGGUACUAUGAAAGAAUUCUCGUACCAAGUUAAAGUUUCUUAUGUUUUACAAAUAUAUCAAGGAUGUUUUAUUUGUGAUUCUGAUGAAAUGGGAUAUGACGACGUCGUUUUAGCUAUGGAUGAAGACGAUGUUUUAAGACUUGGUCAACUUUAUUUUGCUUUACCGUUGAAUCGGUUGAAAAAGCCUUUAUCGGUGGUGGAAAUGGCAGCGUUGGCCGUGAAAGCUAAUUCUGCGCUUAAUGAGAGUAGUGGUGGCGCCGGAGGGAAAAAUCGGUUUAGACGGAAAAAAAAAACUAUGUUUAUGUUUACUGCUGGUGAUGGGAACCGUAAGCCUGGUCGGAGAGUUGCGCCGGAAAAUGAUGGUGGUGAUGUUGCUGUUAGUGUUGUUAGAUCGAAGAGUAAUGGAAGACGGAGAUACAGUGGUGCUGGUGGUGGUAGGGGGAAGUAUAUGGCGGCGUUGAGUGCUAUUCCGGAAUAGGGGUAGUUUCGGAAUAAAUUAUUUCCGUUGGUUAUUUAAUUCUAUUGUAUAUAUUCACGGAAAAAAAAUAUAUUAAUUAUUGAACACGGUAGUGAUCUUAAACUUCUUAAUCUAGAAGGAUUAAGAACCACUCUGUUCAUAUGUUUACUUUUCAAUUCAUUUAUUCAUUCGACUAAUUUCACAA
Messenger RNA from Trifolium pratense (red clover), 973 nucleotides. RefSeq lists its product as uncharacterized. The coding region runs from base 244 to 789 and encodes 181 amino acids. The record is from RefSeq and is a predicted model, not a curated record. Lineage: Eukaryota; Viridiplantae; Streptophyta; Magnoliopsida; Fabales; Fabaceae. The transcript has a single exon.